Nycticebus coucang (slow loris) is the source of this 2533-nucleotide messenger RNA. It is a transcript of the gene DKC1, whose product is annotated as dyskerin pseudouridine synthase 1. The transcript has 15 exons. Gene Ontology annotation, cellular component: box H/ACA snoRNP complex. Gene Ontology annotation, molecular function: RNA binding; pseudouridine synthase activity. The record is from RefSeq and is a predicted model, not a curated record. Gene Ontology annotation, biological process: rRNA pseudouridine synthesis; mRNA pseudouridine synthesis; snRNA pseudouridine synthesis. NCBI's taxonomy places the organism in Eukaryota, Metazoa, Chordata, Mammalia, Primates, Lorisidae. Bases 201 to 1775 code for a protein of 524 amino acids.
AUUACGUUUAUGUCCAGCUCACGCCUCCGGCCACGCCCCGGUCUGGCCUCGCCCCUUCCCGCCCUGCAGCGCUGCACGCACCAGUUUAGUGCGCGAGUGGGCGGGUCCUAGCGGUGCGGCCUGACGCGACCCGGGCGGCGGGAGUGUGCGAUUGUUUCCUCCGCGGUGGCCCGGGUGGUACGCACUUGGUGUAGAGUAACAUGGCGGAUGCGGAAGUGGGUACUUUGCCAAAGAAGCAUAAGAAGAAAAAGGACCGAAAGUCACUACCAGAAGAAGAUAUAGCUGAAAUACAACAUGCUGAAAUAUUUCUUAUCAAACCUGAAUCUAAAGUUGCUCAGUUGGACACAUCUCAGUGGCCACUGUUGCUAAAGAAUUUUGAUAAACUGAAUGUGAGGACAACACACUACACACCUCUUCCUUCAGGUUCAAAUCCUCUGAAGAGAGAGAUUGGGGACUAUAUCAGGACAGGUUUCAUUAAUCUUGACAAGCCCUCUAACCCUUCUUCUCACGAGGUGGUAGCCUGGAUUCGACGAAUAUUAAGGGUAGAGAAGACAGGACACAGUGGUACUCUGGAUCCCAAGGUGACUGGAUGUUUAAUUGUGUGCAUAGAACGAGCCACUCGCUUGGUGAAAUCACAGCAGAGUGCAGGCAAAGAGUAUGUGGGAAUUGUCCGGCUACACAAUGCUAUUGAAGGGGGGACCCAACUUUCUAGGGCCCUGGAAACUCUGACUGGUGCCCUAUUCCAGCGACCCCCCCUUAUUGCUGCAGUGAAGAGGCAACUCCGAGUGAGAACCAUUUACGAGAGCAAAAUGAUUGAAUACGAUCCUGAAAGAAGAUUAGGAAUCUUCUGGGUGAGUUGUGAGGCUGGCACCUACAUUCGGACGCUGUGUGUGCACCUUGGUUUAUUAUUGGGAGUUGGUGGUCAGAUGCAGGAACUUCGGAGGGUUCGUUCUGGAGUCAUGAGUGAGAAGGACCAUAUGGUGACAAUGCAUGAUGUACUUGAUGCUCAGUGGCUGUAUGAUAACCACAAGGAUGAGAGUUACCUGCGGCGAGUCAUUUACCCUUUGGAAAAGCUGUUGACGUCUCAUAAAAGGCUGGUUAUGAAAGACAGUGCAGUAAAUGCCAUCUGCUAUGGGGCCAAGAUCAUGCUUCCAGGUGUUCUCCGAUAUGAGGACGGCAUCGAGGUUAAUCAGGAGAUUGUGGUCAUCACCACCAAAGGGGAAGCAAUCUGCAUGGCUAUUGCAUUAAUGACUACAGCAGUGAUCUCUACCUGUGACCAUGGUAUAGUAGCCAAGAUCAAGAGAGUGAUCAUGGAGAGAGAUACUUACCCCCGGAAGUGGGGUUUAGGUCCAAAGGCAAGUCAGAAGAGGCUGAUGAUAAAGCAAGGCCUCCUGGACAAGCAUGGCAAACCUACCGAAAGCACGCCUGCCACCUGGAAGGAGGAGUAUGUUGAUUACAGUGAUUCUGCCAAGAAAGAUGUGUUUGUUGAAACAGUAAAAUCUCCACCAGUAGUUGCUGAAAUGGUGAAAGACCCACAGGUAGUUGCCAAAGCAGUAAAAGCCUCAAAGCGAAAGCGAGAGAGUGAGAGUGAAAGUGAUGAGACACCUCCAGCAGUUCCCCAGUUGAUCAAGAAGGAAAAGAAGAAGAAGAAGGAGAAGAAGGCCAAAGCUGUUAUAGAGAGUGGGGGCGAGCAUGGAGGUGGGGACAGUGAUACUACCAAGAAGAAGAAGAAGAAGAAGAAGAAAGCAAAAGAACUAGAACGGGUUUCUGAGUAGUGAGGGCUACUUCAAGCAUGAUGUCUAAGUGGGAGGAGAAAUUAAAGCCUUAUUAAGAAAACAUUGUUCCUUUUGUUGCUGAGGGAAUGGAACAUAGAUCCUAGAUAGGGUGGAGAGUUUUGGCACAUUUUAGCUGCUGUUUGAGACCUUGGUGUUGUUACCUGGUGUGGUCAUCCAGCUUGUCCUGUUUUAAGGAUAUAGGUGAUAAAAUAGGCAGAUUUUAUGCCAAUGACUUCUCUGCUUAUUUGAGUUGGGAAGCCUCACCUUCAGACCCAGGAACUGUCCACAGCUGUCUGUUAGUGGCUGUUUUAAAAACAUAGUCCUUUCCUAGUCUGCUCUUCCUUUUUUACCCCAUCUUUUUAAAAUGUUUGUAAAAAGUUAAAUCUACUCUAUGAAAUGGUGUAUAGAACCCUCAGUAAGUGAAAGAAGAGUGUAACUGAAUUAUGUUCACUGGGGAAAAUCUUGUCUCCAAUGUCCUGUGCAGACAGUGGUUUCUUCUGGUGUCUGGGUUAUAGGCCUGGCAGUUUUCCAUGUUGUAUGUGGCACGGCAGCCAGUCUUUUCAUGCACUUCUCCAAAGCUUGUAUGUGUCAACAUUCACCUAAAUCCAUCUGGCUAUUCGUGUUUAUGACAGAAACCGAACCAUUCCUAUACCCUUUUAUUUUAGCCCUCAUUUACUUUUAAAGAAGGAAAUUGUUCAUUGCUGAGAGAAGAAUUGUAAUUUUUACUUAUUAAAGUUGACUCAUUUAAAGUUUUAAAA